Messenger RNA from Macadamia integrifolia, 722 nucleotides. RefSeq names its product abscisic stress-ripening protein 3-like. The transcript is spliced from 2 exons. NCBI's taxonomy places the organism in Eukaryota, Viridiplantae, Streptophyta, Magnoliopsida, Proteales, Proteaceae. The record is from RefSeq and is a predicted model, not a curated record. The coding region runs from base 193 to 516 and encodes 107 amino acids.
CCUCCUACGCGUUAAACCGACUGCGUUGUUGCCACGUUUCUUCCUCCCUCUCCUUGAAACCUUAUAAAAGGUCUCCAUCCCUAGUCUCCUCACACCAUCAGUUAACCAUCUCCCUUAGUAUUAUUCCUUAAUCUUUCCAGGUUUGUUCUUUUCUGAUUUUGCUAAUCACUUUCUUUUGCUUCCUAACACACCAUGGCUGAGGAGAAGAAACACCACUUCUUUCACCACAAGGAGGAAAAGCCUGUAGAAGAUUUGACCCCUGAAGAUUAUGAGAAACAAGAGAAACACCACAAGCACUUAGAGCAACUCGGCGGCCUAGGUGCUUUAGCUGCUGGUGCUUAUGCUCUGCAUGAGAAGCACCAGGCUAAGAAAGACACAGAGAAUUCUCACGGCCACAAGAUCAGAGAGGAGGUUGCAGCAGCUGUUGCAGUGGGAGCUGGUGGAUUUGCCUUCCAUGAGCACCAUCAGAAGAAAGAAUCAAAGAAAGAAGGAGAGUCGGCUCACGAGAAGUAUUGAAGAACAUCACAUGUGUGUGAUCUGGGAAUCAUUUCUCUAGUUUUCUCCCCUACUCCUUUUAUUUGCCUUUUCUGUUAAUUAAUGUCUAUGAGGGUGAGAUUUAUCCUAAUCACUAGAAAGUAUGUAAAGCAAAUUGAGGUUUACCCCUCCAAUUUGCUCGAUGGUUUUCUUUGUGGCUUUCUAAUAAUAAAGGUUAUCUUAAACUA